Messenger RNA from Linum tenue, 381 nucleotides. The record is from the annotation of a GenBank genome assembly. Lineage: Eukaryota; Viridiplantae; Streptophyta; Magnoliopsida; Malpighiales; Linaceae.
AUGGGAAUUCACUCUGUAGUCUUUGUGGGGACUGCAUUGCUAGAUUUUUACGCCAAAUGUGGGGAUAUGGAGGAUAGUCUCCUGGUCUUUCACAAGCUUCCUGACAGAAAUGUGGUCUCUUGGAACGCUGUGAUUUGUGGGCUUGCACGGAAUGGAAGAGCAAAGGAUGCUUUGAUGUUCUUUGACAGGAUGGUGGCAUCAGGUUUUAACCCGAACGAUGUCACCCUUUUGGGUGUUCUAUGGGCUUGCAAGUUUGCAACCAUGACGGUCUUGUCGAUGCUGGCUACUCACAUUUUGAUAGAACCUGAGAUUAGGGUUCUAUCGGGAAUUGGGGAUUUAGGGAUUAAGAGUAGAAUUAGGGAUUUGAGAAGAGAAAGAUAG